Molecule: messenger RNA, 1368 nt
Organism: Dreissena polymorpha
Lineage: Eukaryota; Metazoa; Mollusca; Bivalvia; Myida; Dreissenidae
Exons: 5
Coding region: 120-959 (279 amino acids)
Molecular function (GO): protein binding
Source: RefSeq, a predicted model, not a curated record
UGUUAUCUGUACAAUUUUACUUGCGCGUGACCGCGGUAGUAUUACGUGUUCUUAACAAGGAAGUAUUUAUAAACUUUGUUAAACAAAUAGACCUGUCACCGUCAACGACAAUCGAUAUCAUGGUGGACACAAAACAGCAGAAUGCGGAAGAAAAACCUAAAAGUGUGGAUGUAAAAUUCCAGCCUCAGCACGUGGUAUUGCUGAUCGAUUGCCUUUUGCUGGUGCUGAUGUCAGUAAUUUUACUUGGGAUGACUAUACACUGGCGGGUCCGUAGAGAUGACAAUGUCGUGUCUCAUACCGCGGAGCUGUGUGUUAACUGCACGGAGCUGAAACCCUGGUACGAUCCAGAACAUAGUCCAAGGCAGGUUGACGAACUUCUGCAAAGAGAUGGAAACACGUGUUGCGGAAAUGCGGACGAAAUUCUUCGUUACUCUGCAAGAAAGCAAAUCAUGGAGGGGUUUUAUCUACAAAGUACUCAUUCUUAUCCACACGGAAUCAAUUUACUGUGCAAUACCCACGAACAGAUUAGUCCAUACGCCAAACUUGUCGGUAUCAUCGGAACUAAACCAAGUGAAGGUCUCGACACAAUACUCUGGAACAAGAACGGAAACACAACGGUCGGACCAACGAUCCAAGACAUUACACAUUUACAUGAUGUAGGAGAAAUCUUCAUACGAAGACCAGGGAAUUACGUCAUCAGCGUCAAUUUGGUGACAAAAAUGAAUGCUUCGAUUCCCAAUCAAGUGUCGCACUUCAUUCACGUGCUGUCUUACAAGCAUGGGACGCAAAGGGUUCUUGCUGAACAGAGGAUGUCGUUGAACGCAAUACAUCAACGCGUAAGCGCUUCCCGUGGGGUGUACCGCCUUGAUCUGCAUGAUCGGUUGUCCGUUGCAUCGGCACAUUUAGAACACAUUGAUGUUUCGAGCGAUGAUAACGUUUUUUCUGUCAAUUUGUCAUAAAUGUUUGUUUUAAAAUUCGAUCAUGUAUACGUGCAAAUAUUACUGUUAUUUUAUAGUGUUAAAAUUCGUUACUUAAUGAUUCUAAAAUAUACCAUAUAUGUUUAAUAUUGUAGUUCAAAUAAAUAAGCACAUACAUAUAUUGAAAACAAUGCGUAUUGGAAAACGCAGACUAUCAUAAAUAAAAGCCUCAGUUUGCAAUACAGUUACUUUGCAGUUUGUGUUUUAGCAAACAGCUCCAAGGAAACAGUGCGAUAUAACUUGAAUUUGCAAAAUGUUUUUUCUUUUUUUCCUUUGUUUGAGUAUUGAAAAUCGCUUUCAAUGGCUAAUUGUGUUAAUGUGGAGGCAAUUCUAUGGUGUGCAAUGCCUCAACAUUUGGAAAAUAUUAAAUCAAAUAAACCCUUUACAGGAA